AUGUGCUUCAGACCGCACGAUUUGCUGAAGGCUCUUAGAUACUUUUCCCUCUUCACUCAACCAGAAGCAGCUUCGGAUUCAAACACGAACAACCAAAACCCAAAAGAAUUGUUUUAUGCCUCAACUCACUUUCAAUUUCCUAAACAGACAUUUUCUGUGGAACCUUUUUUACGGUUCUGUCCGAUUACAGAAUCGAAACUUGUUAACUUGAAAGUCAGAUUCACAUUUAUCAGUAUGAGGGAUGAGUACAUAAUGGAACAUAUGGAAAUUAAUGGCACAGUGGUUUUGUCACAUAAAUUCAAAGUGAAAGCUGAAAGAUGGGUUGAAAAGUCUUUUUAUGCUUGA
This is a messenger RNA of Clunio marinus, 345 nucleotides long. Lineage: Eukaryota; Metazoa; Arthropoda; Insecta; Diptera; Chironomidae. The record is from the annotation of a GenBank genome assembly.